AAAUUGUCAAUAUAAUUUUAAUAUUUAAUUUUUCAAGAAAAUAUUAACAACUUUUACUUCUAUCUAUUUUGUUGAUAUUCUUUGAUUCUUUUCAGAAAUUUCACUACUGAAGUAUAAUCAGUAAUGGCUUCAAUGGAAGUUGACGAUGAUAUUGACAGUGAAGCAACUGAAAUGCCGUCUGCAGCAAGUUCGUCUGGAGGGGGGAAAAAGCGUUUUGAAGUUAAAAAAUGGAAUGCUGUUGCACUUUGGGCUUGGGAUAUUGUGGUCGAUAACUGUGCUAUCUGUAGAAAUCACAUUAUGGAUCUAUGUAUUGAGUGUCAAGCUAAUCAAGCAUCUGCCACAAGUGAAGAAUGCACAGUUGCUUGGGGUGUUUGCAAUCAUGCCUUUCACUUUCAUUGUAUAUCUCGGUGGUUAAAAACUAGACAAGUGUGUCCACUAGAUAAUCGUGAAUGGGAAUUUCAAAAGUAUGGACAUUAAUAAGAUGAUGUUGCUUAGUGAUCGUCAUUUCCAAAUUGUUCUGUCCAAUUUGUUUCAAAUCUAUGUGUAUCUAUUCCAUUAAAAAUUUGUAUAAAGUUUA
Messenger RNA from Parasteatoda tepidariorum (common house spider), 577 nucleotides. RefSeq names its product Regulator of cullins 1a (gene Roc1a). Gene Ontology annotation, molecular function: zinc ion binding. The record is from RefSeq and is a predicted model, not a curated record. Lineage: Eukaryota; Metazoa; Arthropoda; Arachnida; Araneae; Theridiidae.